Oncorhynchus nerka (sockeye salmon) is the source of this 3347-nucleotide messenger RNA. RefSeq lists its product as uncharacterized. The record is from RefSeq and is a predicted model, not a curated record. The transcript is spliced from 4 exons. Bases 2341 to 3114 code for a protein of 257 amino acids. NCBI's taxonomy places the organism in Eukaryota, Metazoa, Chordata, Actinopteri, Salmoniformes, Salmonidae.
GUGUUCCUACAGCAUGGACAAGACAAGGACCUCUAGCGUCAAGGGAACUCGCUGGAUCCCCCAUGUCCACAGAGCUCUCAGUGUUCCUACAGCAUGGGCAAGACAAGGACCUCUAGCGUCAAGGGAACUCGCUGGAUCCCCCAUGUCCACAGAGCUCUCAGUGUUCCUACGGCAUGGACAAGACAAGGACCUCUAGCGUCAAGGGAACUCGCUGGAUCCCCCAUGUCCACAGAGCCCUUAGUGUUCCUACAGCAUGGACAAGACAAGGACCUCUAGCGUCAAGGGAACUCGCUGGAUCCCCCAUGUCCACAGAGCUCUCAGUGUUCCUAUGGCAUGGACAAGAUAAGGACCUCUAGCGUCAAGGAAACUCUCUGGAUCCCCCAUGUCCACAGAGCCCCUUAGUGUUCCUACAGCAUGGACAAGACAAGGACCUCUAGCGUCAAGGGAACUCUCUGGAUCCCCCAUGUCCACAGAGCCCUUAGUGUUCCUACGGCAUGGACAAGACAAGGACCUCUAGCGUCAAGGGAACUCUCUGGAUCCCCCAUGUCCACAGAGCCCUUAGUGUUCCUACAGCAUGGACAAGACAAGGACCUCUAGUGUCAAGGGAACUCUCUGGAUUCCCCAUGUCCACAGAGCCCUUAGUGUUCCUACAGCAUGGACAAGACAAGGACCUCUAGCGUCAAGGGAACUCUCUGGAUCCCCCAUGUCCACAGAGCCCUUAGUGUUCCUACGGCAUGGACAAGACAAGGACCUCUAGCGUCAAGGGAACUCUCUGGAUCCCCCAUGUCCACAGAGCCCUUAGUGUUCCUACAGCAUGGACAAGACAAGGACCUCUAGCGUCAAGGGAACUCUCUGGAUCCCCCAUGUCCACAGAGCCCUUAGUGUUCCUACAGCAUGGACAAGACAAGGACCUCUAGCGUCAAGGGAACUCGCUGGAUCCCCCAUGUCCACAGAGCUCUCAGUGUUCCUAUGGCAUGGACAAGACAAGGACCUCUAGCGUCAAGGGAACUCGCUGGAUCCCCCAUGUCCACAGAGCUCUCAGUGUUCCUACAGCAUGGACAAGACAAGGACCUCUAGCGUCAAGGGAACUCGCUGGAUCCCCCAUGUCCACAGAGCUCUCAGUGUUCCUACAGCAUGGACAAGACAAGGACCUCUAGCGUCAAGGGAACUCGCUGGAUCCCCCAUGUCCACAGAGCUCUCAGUGUUCCUAUGGCAUGGACAAGACAAGGACCUCUAGCGUCAAGGGAACUCGCUGGAUCCCCCAUGUCCACAGAGCUCUCAGUGUUCCUACAGCAUGGACAAGACAAGGACCUCUAGCGUCAAGGGAACUCGCUGGAUCCCCCAUGUCCACAGAGCUCUCAGUGUUCCUACAGCAUGGACAAGACAAGGACCUCUAGCGUCAAGGGAACUCGCUGGAUCCCCCAUGUCCACAGAGCUCUCAGUGUUCCUACGGCAUGGACAAGACAAGGACCUCUAGCGUCAAGGGAACUCGCUGGAUCCCCCAUGUCCACAGAGCUCUCAGUGUUCCUAUGGCAUGGACAAGACAAGGACCUCUAGCGUCAAGGGAACUCGCUGGAUCCCCCAUGUCCACAGAGCUCUCAGUGUUCCUACAGCAUGGACAAGACAAGGACCUCUAGCGUCAAGGGAACUCGCUGGAUCCCCCAUGUCCACAGAGCUCUCAGUGUUCCUACGGCAUGGACAAGACAAGGACCUCUAGCGUCAAGGGAACUCGCUGGAUCCCCCAUGUCCACAGAGCUCUCAGUGUUCCUAUGGCAUGGACAAGACAAGGACCUCUAGCGUCAAGGGAACUCGCUGGAUCCCCCAUGUCCACAGAGCUCUCAGUGUUCCUAUGGCAUGGACAAGACAAGGACCUCUAGCAUCAAGGGAACUCGCUGGAUCCCCCAUGUCCACAGAGCUCUCAGUGUUCCUACGGCAUGGACAAGACAAGGACCUCUAGCGUCAAGGGAACUCGCUGGAUCCCCCAUGUCCACAGAGCUCUCAGUGUUCCUAUGGCAUGGACAAGACAAGGACCUCUAGCGUCAAGGGAACUCGCUGGAUCCCCCAUGUCCACAGAGCUCUCAGUGUUCCUACAGCAUGGACAAGACAAGGACCUUGCCACUGACGAAGGCCAGUACUCCGUUGUUCUGCAGCACAUGGAACACCUGGCCGUAGCAUCAACAACAGAAGUUCAAGGAAGGGUAAAGAAGGUCACAUUUACACAGGAAAUGUAAUACCAUACUAGUUUUUUUUAAAUAGGUUCAAGACUCAAAUGAACUUUCAGAAUCAAGUAAUUGACAGGUGACCGUUUAUUUACUCACUACUUAACUAAUAAAGUGGGAAAUGGUGAAUGCACUCUUUUGUGUAUUCUGCCAUUUUGUUUCAGACAUGUUUGAGCAGCUAUCUUCACUUAGCCUCACCCUGCAAAGGAAUGACCUGACCCUCCCCCAAGCCACAUCAGAGUUGAGGAAGACAGUGACCAGACUGGAAGCACUAAAUCUUCAGACCAUGCUUGCUCAGCAGCAGGGUGAUGAGAGGAGAUUCCAGGGAAUAACACUGAAUGUGAAUCUGAAAGGCUUCAUGGACCUCACCAGUCCCCAGCUGAAGCGGCACAUGAAGGCGGCCAUCAACAUGGGCGUGGAUGAUCUCAAAGCCAGGUUUGGUGGUUUGCUGAAGGAUGAGGGUGUCCAGACCCCAGUGGAGUCUUUCAGAGUGCUAAACCCUGACACCUGGCCAGAAGACCAGGCCAGCCUUCUCACCUUUGGCAAUGAUGGUGUGGCAGACCUGAUGAGGCAUUUCAAGGAGCCAAUAGAGAGAUCGGGGUGCAACAUGGCUGCAAUCCAGGAUGAGUGGCAGGGGCUGAAAAUCCUGGUCAGCCACAAAUUCAAGGACAAGUCCUACAGUGGCCUGUGGGAGACCAUGUUGACAAAGGACCCCUACAGGCACGAUUACAAGAACAUACUGGAGUUGGUGCAGCUUAUGCUGGUGCUGCCCAUUUCAGCCGCCCAGUGUGAGCGAGACUUCUCUGCGCAGAACUGGAUUACGAAUUCGACAAGAAGCUGCCUUGGGGUCUCCACCACCGAAGAUGAGGAUCAGCCUGGAGGGGUCUUCUGUUGAGGAGUUCUAUCCCACUCCUGCCGUGGACUGCUGGCUGACCUCUAAGCGUGCCAGACGGCCAACAUACAAAAUCAGCUGGAUAACUGAUAUCCUUUGUGUCUAGUAGGCUUGGGUCAAUAUGUGAUUUUGGUGGUAUGUGCUGUUCCAAAGAUGUGUGUCCCUUAGUACACGCACACACGCAGUAUAAAUAUAUAUGUAAUAAAUAGUUUGUUAAUAAACUCUGUUACAUUUUU